AUGAUAAUAUCAGAAGUGUUUGAAACUUCAGAAAAUCAUAGCAAUGGUGGUAGUAAAUUUAAUGAUACUGAAGAUAGUGAUGGAGAAAUAAGCAUUUUGAGAGUUGAAGAAGCAAACAAUGUUAUUACAAAAUUAAUGCAAGCAAUUCCAGAAGUAAUUACUCAUCAUCCACUUGUGUAUAUUAGAAAUUCUGUGAGAACAAAAAGGUGGCAAAGACAAAUGCAGAAGAAAGCUGCUACAGUAAAUGCAUAUACAAAUCUGGAUAACAUUGAUUUAGAUAGUGAUUCUGAAAUUAUUAAAGACGGGUUUGAAGUUGAAACUGCUGAAGGUCAUAGCAUUAUAUGCUUUAAGAAGUUGGGUGAUACUAUUAAAAGAUUGGAAAAUGAAAUUAAAAGAAAUAAGCAUAAAGCAAGUAUUAUAGUAGCAGAAGCAGCUGUGAAGGGUGUUUAUCAUGCCCAUUGUAUACGUUCAUGGGCAAUAAAUUAUAUUAAAAAUAGUGCAUUUCCAAUUUUAAGACAAGCAAAACAUGUAAAUGAGGAGAUACUUCCAAGUCUUUGCUUUGAUCCUUCUCCAACCAUAUGUGUAAGAACAGCCUAUAAGUGGUUAAAAACAUUUAGUUUUGAAUACUCAGAAGUUAGGAAGGGAAUAUACAUAGACAGUCAUGAGCGUGCAGAUAUG
Messenger RNA from Racocetra fulgida, 678 nucleotides. The record is from the annotation of a GenBank genome assembly. NCBI's taxonomy places the organism in Eukaryota, Fungi, Glomeromycota, Glomeromycetes, Diversisporales, Gigasporaceae.